CUUAGGAAAUUGCUCAGGAUAUUUGGCUUAGGAAAUUGUCUCAGGAUAUUUGGCUUAGGAAAUUGUCUCAGGAUAUUUGGCUUAGGAUAUGGUCUCAGGAUAUUUGGCUCAGGAAAUUGUCUCAGGAUAUUUGUCUUAGGAAAUUGUCUCAGGAUAUUUGGCUUAGGAAAUUGUCUCAGGAUAUUUGGCUUAGGAAAUUGUCUCAGGAUAUUUGGCUUAGGA
Emiliania huxleyi CCMP1516 is the source of this 222-nucleotide messenger RNA. RefSeq lists its product as hypothetical. NCBI's taxonomy places the organism in Eukaryota, Haptophyta, Isochrysidales, Noelaerhabdaceae. The annotation marks the transcript as partial. The record is from RefSeq and is a predicted model, not a curated record. The transcript has a single exon.